UUAGCGGAAGGAUGGUGAUCCGAGGAGAGCUCGGAGACAUUAGAAGUGAUGCAUUUUUGAGAUGGUUCUUUCGAUGAAGAUAGAUAUGAUUUUGAAAUUUUUUCUUUUUUUCCAGAGUUGAAGCUUUAGAGAAGAUGAGUUUUUUCAGUACCAUUUUUGGGUUUUUCGGGUUCGGAAUUGGAAUUUCAUUUGGCCUUGUCGCUGGCUAUUUUCUCUUCAUUUACUCUGAAUCCGCCGAUGUUAAGGAUCCUGAGAUCCAACCACUAGCGAAUCAAGACUCUGAAACUCUCCAACGAAUAAUUCCUGAGAUUCCACUUUGGAUUAAAAAUCCAGACUUCGAUCGGGUUGACUGGCUUAACAGGCUUAUCGAAUACAUGUGGCCCUAUCUUAACAAGGUAAGUACAGUUUGUUUAAAAUAUGUAUGGCUUUUAUAUUAUUAUUUCCAGGAGCUUAUCAAAGAUCAGGUUGCGAAUAUGUAUUUAUGGCCCAAAACCCUCGACGUUCAAAUCAUGGAUCCGGCAAAAGCUAUGAGAAGGGCUAUUGGAAUUUUAGUUGUAAAAGUAGUGAGAGCAAUGAAGCUAAAGAAGAAAGAUCUUCUUGGUGCAUCUGACCCUUAUGUGAAGAUAAAGCUUUCUGGGGACAAUAUGCCAGCGAAAAAGACAACGGUGAAGCACAAGAACUUGAACCCAGAAUGGAAUGAAGAAUUUAAUUUGCUAGUGAAGGAUCCAGAAACACAGACACUAGAGUUUGAAGUGUAUGACUGGGAGCAGGUCGGGAGGCAUGAUUUUAUGGGUAUGAAUGUGGUGGCUCUGAAAGAGUUGAAAGAGGAAGAAACAAAGGUGAUAACACUGGAUCUGCUUAAGAACAUGGAUCCGAAUGAUGGGGCAAAUGACAAGUCCCGAGGUCAGAUAGUUAUGGAAUUAACAUAUAAGGCUUUCAAGGAGGAAGAGAUGGGGAAAGGGUUUGAAGAGACAGAGAUGAUGAUGAUGGAUAAAGCUCCAGAAGGGACUCCUCCAGGUGGAGGAUUGCUUGUAGUUGUAGUCCAUGAGGCACAAGACGUGGAAGGAAAGUACCACACGAAUCCACAAGUACGCCUCAUUUUCAGGGGAGAGGAGAGGAAAACCAAACACGUGAAGAAGAACAGAGACCCGCGGUGGGAAGAGGAGUUCCAGUUUGUGGUGGAGGAGCCUCCCACUAACGACAAAUUACAUGUGGAGGUUGUUAGCACUUCUUCCCGUAAUUUGCUUCGUCAGAAGGAGUCUCUCGGUUACGCUGACAUCUCUCUUGCUGAUGUUGUUACUAACAAGAGAAUCAAUGAGAGAUAUCAUCUCAUAGAUUCCAAGAAUGGUCGCCUUCAGAUUGAGCUCAUGUGGAGACCUUCUCAACCCGCCACUUGAUCACCACCACCACUUCCUUAUAUACCUUUUAACAAAGUUUAUUUAGGUGCAUAUCAUUUUCAUUGCUAUUCCUACCUCUUUUGAAUUUUAACAAAAUUUUCAAACCAAUCAAGUCUUCUGGAUAUAAUGUAGACCCAUUUAAU
Molecule: messenger RNA, 1540 nt
Organism: Arachis ipaensis
Lineage: Eukaryota; Viridiplantae; Streptophyta; Magnoliopsida; Fabales; Fabaceae
Source: RefSeq, a predicted model, not a curated record